AUGGCGAUCAUCAUCACCCGUGUUAUUGCUCUCUUCUUCCUUGGUUUUGCAUUCCUUGCUUGUGUUUUGGUUACCUUCAAGAACAAAUGUCAAUAUACUGUAUGGCCAGGAACCCUAACUGGUUCUCAAAAGGCGCAAUUGUCACAAACUGGUUUUACAUUGGCACCUGGAGCAACCAAUUCUUUGAACCUUCCAUCUUCAUGGUCUGGUAGGUUCUGGGGUAGAACUGGUUGCUCCAACAACGGCGGAAGGUUCACUUGCGCCACUGGUGACUGUGGUACUGGUCAAGUCGCGUGUAAUGGCAAUGGUGGAGCCACACCGGCAACCCUAGUAGAAAUUACUGUAGCAUCUAAUGGUGGACAAGACUUCUACGAUGUUAGUAAUGUGGACGGAUUUAACCUACCUCUUUCGGUUAGCACUCAAGGCGGUAGAGGCACUUGCAAGACCUCGAGUUGCCCGACCAAUAUUAACCGGGCUUGCCCGAGUGAAUUGCAAGUGAAAGGCUCGAAUGGAAACGUUGUCGGUUGCAAGAGUGCUUGUGUAGCUUUUGGCAAACCUGAGUAUUGUUGCACUGGUAGUCACAACACUGAAAAAACUUGCCCUCCAACAAACUACUCUAAAUUCUUCAAACAACAGUGUCCUGAUGCUUAUAGCUAUGCUUAUGAUGAUCUUAGGAGCACUUUCACUUGCUCUGGAAAGCCUAAUUAUACCAUUACAUUCUGUCCUUAAAUAUUAUAGCUUUGAGUAGCUAGAAAGGGAUAGAUCUUAAUAACUAAUUGUUGUGCCUUAGUUAUACUUGACAAAAAAUAACUGCACACAAUUAUUAUACAGGAUAAAAAAAAAUAAUACUACUAAUAAUCAUCA
Arachis duranensis is the source of this 864-nucleotide messenger RNA. Its product is annotated as thaumatin-like protein 1b. NCBI's taxonomy places the organism in Eukaryota, Viridiplantae, Streptophyta, Magnoliopsida, Fabales, Fabaceae. Bases 1 to 729 code for a protein of 242 amino acids. The record is from RefSeq and is a predicted model, not a curated record. The transcript is spliced from 2 exons. Gene Ontology annotation, cellular component: extracellular region. Gene Ontology annotation, biological process: defense response.